This is a messenger RNA of Cladophialophora immunda, 2388 nucleotides long. RefSeq lists its product as uncharacterized. Bases 501 to 1922 code for a protein of 473 amino acids. The record is from RefSeq and is a predicted model, not a curated record. The transcript is spliced from 2 exons. Lineage: Eukaryota; Fungi; Ascomycota; Eurotiomycetes; Chaetothyriales; Herpotrichiellaceae.
GUUUGUGCGCCCUCAGGUCCACAUCGAGGUGAUGCAAGUACUGCGUUUGGCUCUAUCGACAGCCAAUUCCUCGGUAUGGAAAAGAUAACUCUGUUGCGCCGCGCCGCGUAAUUGCCAUGGCGGGCCGAAUGGAGAAUCCUUUCAAACAGGGGCUGGUGUUUUAGCCAGGCCCUGUGGCUCUCCUGAAGCCCCUUGGCAAGCCACUUGACACGCAAUCCAGCCGUCCACUAUCUGACGUGCAAUCUGCCCAAGGUUUGAACAUGGCUGAGACUCCUGGACGCGAGCCAAGGUGGGAAAAAAUUAAUUAAAACCCUUCUUCACUCCCGUCGCGUGCUUCGUCCCCAGGAAUUUGCAACCAACGCGUCGAGAGCAGACGGAGAAAAGGCUUAUAUCUCCCCUGACCCCAAGACACUACCCAGCAGGACUCGACAAGACUCGGUUUGCUCUCUGUCACCACAUCGUCUAUCGACUUCUGAUCUUAUCGCCCUUGUUGGAGCACCAUGGUGCAGAAAAGCGUCUUGGCUACGGCCGCCUUGGUGGCUGGCUCGGCAGCACAGUUUGCAUCGUUUUCUUCCAGCAGCUACGCAUUAGCAGUCAAUGUCCCCUCAGACACUGCCUCAUCCGGGAGCGGCUCACUAUUUCUGCAAAUCAGUGCCCCCAGUGGCACCCAAUGGGUUGGCUUUGGCCAGGGCUCUGGCAUGGCGGGGGCCAACAUGCUCGUUGUAUAUGCCGCCGACAGCAACAAUGUCACUGUGUCCCCCAGACUGGGCACCGGCCACGUUCAACCACAGUUUAACUCAGAUGCCUCAGUCUCACUGUUAGAAGGAAGUGGUAUUGCCUCGGACGGCUCGUUGGUCGCCAACAUUCGCUGCGAUACGUGUCUGAGCUGGAGCGGAGGGAGCAUGAGCCCCACGGAUUCGUCGAGCAGUUGGAUCUUUGCCUACAAAUCAGGAGACCCUCUUGACUCGACAGACACGUCUGCCAACAUUAAACAGCACGACUCCACCGGCGGCUUCAACCUCGACUUGACCCAAGGUGUCGGCGGUAGCUCAUCGAACCCCUUUGUGGCUGCGUCUAGCGAUUCGUCGUCCUCGGCCUCGGCCUCGGCUUCUGCAGCCCCGUCAGAGACCGCAUCUGCCUCAUCUGGCUCUGGAUCUCAAUCCACGAGUGGCUCGCCAGCCACCGCGACAGACUCAGGAACGGCGACUGUGAGCAGCGUGGUCACGCCUACUGGUGGUGUGUCCAAUCCCAUCGUGAGCUCCAACCCGUCCUCGUCGAGUGCAACAGAGGUCAGCGAUGGGCCUGACGACACCAUCCGAACCGCCCAUGCCGUCAUUAUGCCCUUGGUCUUUGUGGUCAUGUUCCCCUUGGCGGCGUUGACGCUCUACCUCCCCUACAGCAACAAGGUCCGACAUAUCCAUGCGCCGUUGCAAGUCCUCAGCUUGAUAUUGAUGAUUGUCGGCCUGGGUCUGGGUGUCCAACUGGGCAAACAAGUCGACAAUCUGGAUGGUUACCAUAUGGUUAUCGGGUACAUUCUCGUCGCAUGGAUGGGCGUUUUCCAGCCUACCCUUGGCCUGCUCCAGCAUAUACAUUUCCGAAAGUACGGCAGCCGGAGCGCUUACGGCCAAACCCACCGUUGGCUCGGUCGAGCCAUGAUCCUGCUCGGUGUCGUCAACGGCGGAUUGGGAUUCAAGACUGCAGGAAUGAUUGGCAGCGACGACGUCCCCACCUAUUCAGUCGUCGUCUACAGCGUGUUCGCUGCUGUCGUCUUCAUCGUCUACCUCGUGGUCCUCUUCUUCCCGCGAUACACCAAUGGAGUCGAGGGAUCGCAGAGCCUCCCAGGCGAGAAGCCUCGACCAAGAAGCGAGGGCUACGAGAUGCACGGUCGCUCUUACGAUGGCGGUCGCGCACGGCGUGGUUGAUUGCCCCUCUUCACCCCGACAACUUUCGACUGGGGAGAAUUAAGCCUCCAGAUUAGAUAAAUUUCUCUUUUCUUACGAUUCUCAAGAACGGAUCCCGGAUGAGCGCAAUGGAACGACUGGGAGUUACAAGAUUUGGUUGAUCGGACGAAUGGAGCGGUCGGGCUCAAACGAUUGAAAUGCAACGGAAAUGUACGACCCCUUUCUUAGAGGCAAACGGCGCAGGAGUCGGAAAAGAGGGAUUGGAUCCCCUCUAGGUCGGGGCUUUUGGAGGAGUUUCUGAAGAAUUUUAUGGCCACGAAUUAAGCAUAGAACAAUGUAGCUACUACAACAUGCUCGGUGAUCAAGAACAAGGCAACCCGGCAGCAGAGUGUUAGCUGAUCCUGCCACCUGAGAAAAGGGAGCUUCACGGUGUUCUCCAAAGCCUAGGCUAGACUUAACCCGAGUAUGACAACAUGUUCCCCUGAGA